UUAAUCAAUAUUGAAAUGGAUAUUUGUUCAAUUUGUUUGUUACCGCUCUUCAGUUAAACAAUAUUUCGCCGGAAAAAUGAGUUAAUUUGGAUACGGUUAAUAAAAUCUUGAAUUUGCUUUCCAUUAAUAUAAACUAAUAUUCAAUGUACAAUCUUGAGUAAAUUUUACGGAACCAGAAUGUUUGUCGGGAUUCAGAUUUUCGUGUUUAUAUCCGCUCUGUGCUUAGAUUUCGUGAUGUUACUAAAUAACGGCUUGGCCCGGACACCUCCCAUGGGCUGGAUGUCGUGGGGGUACUACCAAUGCGCCGACGACUGUGACAAAAACCCCGAAAAAUGUCUCAAUGAACAACUCAUCAUGUCUGUAGCGGAUGCAUUAUUUAAUGAAGGCUAUCUGGAGGCGGGGUAUGAGUAUGUUGUGAUCGAUGACUGCUGGUCGGAGAGGCUGCGGGACAGCAAUGACCGUCUAGUGCCAGAUCGAAAAAGAUUCCCGAGGGGCAUGAAGUUCUUAGCGGACUAUGUCCACAAGCUGGGUCUGAAAUUCGGUAUGUACACCAACGUGGGCGCAGACACGUGCAUGCACUACCCAGGCUCGCGCGGACACUUCGAGAAUGAUGCCCAACAGUUUGCGGAGUGGGAUGUGGACUAUCUCAAAGUUGAUGGCUGCUUUGUGGAAAACACGUAUCUUGAUACUGCAUACAUAAAGCUUGGUCACUAUUUGAAUGAGACUGGCAGACCCAUGGUGUUCUCCUGCAGUUGGCCUUAUUAUAAGGAGUACAUUCAUAAGACUGAGUUCAGCUACGCUCCGAUCGCAAAACACUGCAACAUGUGGCGCAACUUCCACGACAUCUUCAUAAACUUCGGCAACGUUGCGUGGAUCAUAGACAACUAUGAGAAAAACAACAGGCUGUACAGGCAGUUCCAUAAGCCGGGCCAGUGGAACGAUCCUGACAUGAUAAUCCUAGGAAACAAUGGCCUGACCGAGAGCCAAAGCCGCAUCCAAAUGGGCUUGUGGUCGAUGUGGUCCGCGCCCCUCCUAAUCAGCUGCGACAUGAAGAACAUCACGCCCUUCGAGAAACAGCUACUUCAGAACAUGGACCUGCUGGCCAUAGCCCAGGACCCUAGAGGGAAGAUGGCCACUGCCUUUAAGAUUCGAGAAAAAGUUACACUGUGGGUCAAACGCCACCUACCAAUGAAAGGGGACAUCCAUUCUUCAUAUUCUUUCGCACUUGUCAAUUUGAGGGGAGACAAUCAAUAUGUCUCUUUCAAGCCUGCCGACUAUGGAUUGGAAGCGACUGAUGUGUAUACAAUUUUGGAUGUGUUCACGGGCGUUUUCUUAAGAAAUGUGACGAGACAGGAGGUCCUAAACGUUUCGGUUUCGCCUCAAGAUAUUAUUCUGUACACAUUCUAUCCGCUAUGAAGCUAAAGGUUACAGACAUUCCAGGGGUCUCCGCACUAGGCAGUGCCUGUAUCGCGGGGAACCAAUUAUAAUUUAAAUAUCAGACGUUGUUACAAUUAAAAACUAUCAUUUAGUAAGAAACUACUAACUACAAACUACAAACUACUAACUACAAAUUCGAUGCGAAAGUUAAAAGGUGUCAAAUCUGUCUUCAGUUAAUUUCUGUUGUACAAUAUGGGCCUCUAGCUCGGUUACCUUUUUCUAGUAGACUGAAAUACACUUAGUAAUUGUCAAAUUCGCAAAUUAUUAUUUAUUUCCUUUAUUUAUUUUUAGUCUUAGGCUAGGCUUUUUACAAUAUGAGUAUAAAAGUAAAAUAUAAAAACACUUACAAAACAUUACAAAAUUAUAUAAACACAUUAUAAAAAACCUAACCUAGGGUGCCGCCGGCAGCGGGGCAGGGCCCAAGCUGCCGGUGGUCAGGGCCGCAGAGAGAGGAAUAUAUUUAUUUUAUUAUUAGGUACGUAAAGAUUUUUCUCGUUUAUUAUCUUUAUCGGGUUGCGUAAAUGUUAUGUCCGUCCAAAAUGAAAUUAUAUUGUAACUCUAAUAUUAGGUUAAGUUCGUUUUUUCAUUUUAGCAGUCGCAAAAACCUAUUUAUUUAAAAUACUCGUACCUACGUACUUUUGUUAAAAUAAGUGGUACUAUCCUAAACCUUCUUUGAUUUAUGUUUCGCAAUUUUGUUUUUUAUUUCGUGUUUGGAUUAUUUUGUCAUGUGAUGACAUUUAUUUAUUUAUUAAAACAUGCGUUAAACGCGGACUGGUACAUACAUACUAAAAAUG
Messenger RNA from Cydia strobilella, 2231 nucleotides. Its product is annotated as alpha-N-acetylgalactosaminidase-like. Lineage: Eukaryota; Metazoa; Arthropoda; Insecta; Lepidoptera; Tortricidae. The transcript has 10 exons. Gene Ontology annotation, cellular component: cytoplasm. Gene Ontology annotation, biological process: glycoside catabolic process; oligosaccharide metabolic process. The record is from RefSeq and is a predicted model, not a curated record. The coding region runs from base 178 to 1416 and encodes 412 amino acids. Gene Ontology annotation, molecular function: alpha-galactosidase activity.